ACCCCUUAGGCACUGGGGCAUGGGGUAUUCAAUGGGCAAGCUUGUUGACAAUGGGCAAGGCAUUGGGGUGCAUGAGUUUUAUUAGUAGCAAGCAAUGCAACAAAUAAGCCAGCCAGGUUUGAGCUAACAUAAGCAGAGUAGCAGACUAGCAGCCAAUUAAGUUAUAACACAGCCAUGACGAUAUCGAUGUGGUUCCCACAGUGAAAGUUAAUACAUCUCAUAGCGUCAACCCAUCGGACUAAUAAUAUAUGUAUAACAGCUUGCUGUGUGUGAUCCUUACUCAACAGGAGAACAUUACUCGGUUUAUAAUCACAUAAGAGUGGUUCAAGUCCAUCAUUCUCCAACGUUGCCUUGAAGGAUACCAGUCAUGGCAUUCAAACCUGGAGCCUUGUGUGCUUUGCUUCUUCUUGGGCUAUGCAGUCAACUCCUACUAAGCAAUGCACAGCCCGUAGUGACGCCCAGACCACUGCGUACCACUAUACCUACUGCAGCGCCACCAACUGUAGAAACAACACUACAGCCGCAAGGUACUACUACGUUACCCCAAAAUCCAAGUACCACUAUGGCGCCCACUGCAGGUACAACCGCAGUGCCCACUGCAGGUACAACGACUGCACCCACUGCAGGUACCACGGCAGUGCCCACAAUGGUGCCCACUGAAGUUGCCACAACGGUGCCCCCUCCUCCAAGCACUACAACCCAAGAGCCAACAACUACCCCACCUCCCUGCCCCUCCAGAUGCACCUGCAAUUCAAUGACGCGGACAGUGGACUGCGUAAUGGCCUCUCUAACAAGCAUCCCAUCUGAUAUACCACAAUACACAACCACAUUGUAUCUGAGCGAGAACAACUUCAAUCUUCUACCACGGGGAGCUUUUGCCCAUUUGCCCAACCUAAUAGCCCUGCAUCUGAUCUCUUGCGGAAUCCAGUCCAUAGCCAAUGGAGCUUUCAACGGUCUGAAUCAUCUCACAAUAUUGAGCCUGAAGGCCAAUCAACUCACUUCGGUUCAAGGAGUUUUCCAGGGAAUGCCAGAACUUCAAGAACUUGACUUGGAACAGAAUCGACUCGGUUCAUUAUCACAGUCCACACUAAGAGACUUUCCCAAACUCCGCGUCCUAGCCAUAGGCAACAAUGAUCUUCUGAGUGAAGUCAGCUCUGGAGCUUUCGACAUGAAUCCCCUGCUUCAGAGCCUAAGCAUCUCCCACUGUGCUCUCAGCCAGAUACCCCAGGAUGUCUUUCAAUCCAUGACAAUGCUCCAAAGACUUGAUUUGUCCGGAAACCAAGUCUUCCAAAUUCCUCCCAGAGUUUUUGAGGGACUUACAUCUUUGCAGGACCUCAUGCUGUCAAGCAUGUCACUAGUGGGCAUCAACGAAACAGCCUUUGUAGGACUUUCCCGACUGCAGACUCUGAAUCUGGGUUACAAUGAUCUGAGGAACCUGGACAGUGCUGCCCUUACCCCACUGAACUCUCUAAAAACACUUGUCCUGACAAGAAAUCCCUGGGAUUGCAAUUGUCGCAUGAGCCAGUUCCUGACCUGGUUGAAAUCAACUCAGAUUGACCACUACAGUGCACAGUGGACAUGUGUGACCCCACAAGUUUUACAAGGACAAUUUGUGUACACCAUCCAAGAAGCUAAUUUUGCCUGUGUCCCGAUCAUCAACAAAAGUCCUUCUUCAAUGGUUAUUGACUACCAGGGCUAUGUGUUCUUUGAGUGUGGUGCACGUGGUGAUCCAGAGCCUCAGAUUGAAUGGUACCGACCAGAUGGCAUGCAAAUAACGGCCACUAGCAAUGCAGAGAAUGUCUACACCACUUUCAGCAGUGCUGUCUUAGUUAUCCAAAAAGCAGAGGAAAUCAAUGGUGGUAACUACAACUGCACAGCAAGAAACAGUCAUGGCUCAGCGUCUGUACAGUUCUCCCUCAGUAUUAAUGGCAUUCCAACGACAACCCUUCCAACGACACCAGGAAACCCAACCACAGUGACGACAGAUACUCCCCCGUGUGCCUUCGCCCCAAUACAAGUCAAGGUUGGCAACAUCACGGACACCUCAGUCAAGAUGGAGUGGACCAGGUACAACAGUCCUUUCAUCAAAGGCUACAUCAUACAGACAACCGAGUUCGGCAUGGAGGACUCCAGCACUAAGUUGGCUGACGAAGAGGACACCUUCCUGGUAGUGAAAGAUCUCAAACCAGGAGGCGAAUAUAUCAUCUGUGUGACUGUCUUCCUUGAAACAUGCCCCAGUAUAACUACAGUUGAUCAGUGCGAAUAUCUGACAACAGCUGGCAGCGUGGAUGAUGGGAUGGCAGCGCUCGUGACUAAACACCGCAACGAGAUCAUCGGCUCAGUUCUAGCCACUUUUUUUGGGACCCUCCUCAUCCUGGCCUCUAUCUUUGUCAUCUUGUGGCAGUACCGCAAGCCAAAGUCUUACACCAAGUAUGACUUCAAAGCAACAUCAGAUUCAGCUCACUUUGCCGACUUGGAGGACGGGUUGGGAGAGAGCAGCAAGGCUGAGAUGUCUAAUCAGAUACGGUACACAGGGUCUCUCAACAAGGGAGCAGCAUUUGAUCAGGAUGAGUUUGACAGGAUGCAGCGUGCCAAGGACAUUCACGCUGCAGAGGUGUACUCAGUCCCACCUGAUGCUCUUCCUGUCUAUGGUACACCACAUGGAAAGGGCAAAGGAAAAGGGAAGGGCAAAGGCAAGAGAAACUCCCAAGCACCCCUCAUUGAAAUAGAACUUGACAAGAGAAACAGCGACUACAUGGUGCCCACGCCUACUAAAGAGGACGAAACCCCAAUCUCUGAAGCCAAGCUGGUCAGCAGUGAGCCCAGUGUUCCUGAAGAGUCAGAUGUGGGUGAAUUUGGCCAUCUGUAUGAGGAGCUAGACAGUCCUAAAUGCGACUGCGACCCUGUUAUGAAUGGAAUCAUUGAGAGCAACGGAUCAACUCACACCCACAACCACUCAAUGCAAAAUGGACAUGCUCGGAAUGGCUCUGCAAGCAAAGUCCGUUUCAGUCUCCCCGAUCAUGAAGACCAACAGGACACACAUGUUGCUAAUGGUGACAUAGCCAAACCAGAUCCCAUGGUUGUAUAAACUGCAUGAAAGAGCAACCAGUUAAUAUGACUUUUGGUUCUGACAUCAGCAAUGCAGUAACAACAUUUCAUGCCCAAAAUCAAUCUGUGUUUAUGAUGCUGGUGAG
This is a messenger RNA of Asterias rubens (European starfish), 3194 nucleotides long. Its product is annotated as leucine-rich repeat and fibronectin type-III domain-containing protein 3-like. The transcript is spliced from 2 exons. Gene Ontology annotation, molecular function: protein binding. The coding region runs from base 368 to 3088 and encodes 906 amino acids. Lineage: Eukaryota; Metazoa; Echinodermata; Asteroidea; Forcipulatida; Asteriidae. The record is from RefSeq and is a predicted model, not a curated record.